This is a messenger RNA of Rubroshorea leprosula, 2645 nucleotides long. The record is from the annotation of a GenBank genome assembly. Lineage: Eukaryota; Viridiplantae; Streptophyta; Magnoliopsida; Malvales; Dipterocarpaceae.
CUGUUUUUUGGUUCCCAAAAACAAAACCCUAAUUCCAUACCGAUUCAGUUUGAGCCUCGAAAUACCUAUCCCUCCCUCUGUCUCCAUUCUCUCUUCCAUCUUCUCCGACCUUCCCUCGUUCAAUCUCUAUCGUCCGAUCCACCUCACCGCCUUCCCUUCAUCGGAGCAGGACUAUUGUUUGCAAGGAUGUCUCCUGCAUCAAAGUCCAAGUCUAAGGACAAAAAGGCUGGAAAGGAUUCCCAAAAGUCUUCUUCAAAGCCUUCAGGACCUGCUAAUGCUGGUAGUGGUGUUCAAGCUAGUGCAUACAAUCCUCUAUUAGGGACAUUUCAUACUCUUGAAACAACAGCAUCGUCCUCUACUUCACCUCUUCAGAAUAAUGGCCGUUUCCGAAACAUAGAUGAGACAGAUGAUCACUCCGGGGGUUCUCUUGGAGCUGGUAUUGAAUAUGAUUCUGUUUCUAACAAUGGUAGCUGGUCUGGUGAGUCUGAAGAUCAUAAAGAGAAAACACCUAACCCUCCUGCCCGGCAGGAAGCAAUACCAGGAGCUGACAAUGAUAAACGAGAAAAAAUUCGCCAGAAGAAUGAGAGGAAACAUCAACGCCAGAAGGAGAGGCGAGCGCAGGAAUUGCAUGAGCGAUGCAGUGGGUAUCUCAUGUCAAGAAAGCUUGAAGCACUUGCUCAACAGCUUGUGGCAAUGGGAUUUUCUCAUGAACGCGCAACGAUGGCUCUUAUAUUGAACGAAGGCAAAGUAGAGGAAUCUGUGGCAUGGCUAUUUGAAGGGGGUGAAGAAGCAGAUAAGCAUAGAAAAUCACCUGUUGGUGGGGGGAAUCUUAAAAUUGACAUAUCAGAAGAGCUUGCUCGGAUAUCUGAGUUGGAAAUAAGAUACAAAUGUACAAAACAGGAGGUUGAAAGAGCAGUUGCUGCUGCUGAGGGUGACCUUCAGAAAGCAGCAGAAGCUUUAAGAGCAAUGAAACAAGACCCACCUUCUGCACCACCUAAGCCAGAAGAAAUUGGUGAUCCUCCAACUGCUAGUAAUGGCAAGGUAUUAGUGGGAACUGGUCAGGGCUUGACUGUAAGGCCACAACCAAAAUUAAAUCCAUCUUCUGCAAUACAACAACGAAGAGAUGAAAAGGAUUUUAACUACACAAAAGCAGCUUUACCAGUUGGAGGACCUUUAGAACCUGUGAAUAAAAAUUUUCAGCCUUUGAAGAGAAUACAAUCAAAGUUGGAGUGGGCAAAACCCCAACAAACAGCAGUUCCAGCUGAUAAAAGGUGGCCAAAUGCAGGAUCAAAUACUUCUCUUUCUUAUUCCCUGGCAUCACCGCUGCAGGCAUCAACUCCUCCAGUAAAAACAGAAACCCGUUACAUGGCUGUCGGAAGCGAGUUUAAGAGCCUUCAAUCAUCGGUUAGAGAACCAGUUAUAAUGAUGCAGCGUCCCCAAUCUGUAAAUACAAAGCAGAUUCCAGCUACAAGCAUAAGCUCAUCUCCUCCUCCUACAGCCAGCAGUUGGUUUCCAACUAGUAGUGUUGAAACUAUGAAGUCCAAUGGGUUCAUGCCUCAUAUUCCUAGCACUAGAAGCCUCAGUCCCAACAAUCUGAGUUCAAACCAAAUGUACCAUCAACUUCAUUAUCAGCAACAGCAACAAUUCGCACCCACCACUGGUCCAGGAGAUUCACCAGGAACCAGCCGAGGGAAUAGUUUAUGGAAUAGAACAGGUUCAUCUCCAACACUUGCAGCUGCAUCUUCUCUAGGGCUUUUCUCAGGCUUGGGUUCCACUGGUUCGUCAGGGGCCUCUUCUCCUGUUGAUUGGAGCACCGGUAGCUCAAUGACACAGUUGGACUAUACCAACAUAGAUUGGAGUUUGGACCGAGGUUUGGCUUCUCCAAGGUUUGCCAGUGGUUUGUGGACAACACCGACAUCUUUGAGGAACUCCCACAUUUAUGAUCCAAACACCAAUGGGUUGGGUGGUAAGCCAGCCAUGAGAUUGACAAACCCUAAUAGUAAUGGAGUUCCUAUUGUGGGACUGCAAGACGGUGGAUUGGCUCCAGCUGAGGCAUCUGCUGCGGGUUCUCGUGAGUGGAGCUCACCAUUUGAAGGGAAUGAUCUUUUUACCUUAUCCAGACAGUUUGUUUCUUCUCCUUCGCUGUAGGGUGGGGGGGAAUGACCAAAUGAAUAAAAUGAAAGAAAAGACAAUGUGCUUGGAUUUGCUGUUAGUGUUGGUUCUUCUUCUGAUGCCUUGCAAUGUCGGUUGUUGGUUAAUAUCUUUUAGUAAGAAAAAGCGACUGAGUCUCAUCUUUUCUUUUAAUUUAUAUAUAUAUAUAUAUAUAUUUUUUGACCAGGUAGAUGGUUAGGAAGUUAGUAGAGUUAGUUUGUUAGCAGCUGGAAUUUUUCCAGGAAAGUGAACGUUUCAUCCCCUCAUUUGAGGCGUGCGACCAUUAGGUCGCAAGUUGUUGGAGUUCACGGUAGUGGCAGAGCUCGAAGUCCUGAACUCCGCCUCAUCCAAGCCUUAAAGCUUGGGGGCCAACCAAUUGGGCCACAGGCCCGGUUGAUCUUUUAAUUUUUUUAUAUUAAUAUGAAGACAAUGGAAGGGUUCAUAGAGGUAAGGAGAUGGUCUUCUACUCUUCUUAAUUAAGCUUGUCAUUAGAA